Puntigrus tetrazona (Sumatra barb) is the source of this 3881-nucleotide messenger RNA. It is a transcript of the gene stc2b, whose product is annotated as stanniocalcin 2b. The record is from RefSeq and is a predicted model, not a curated record. The transcript is spliced from 4 exons. Gene Ontology annotation, biological process: intracellular calcium ion homeostasis. Bases 269 to 1135 code for a protein of 288 amino acids. Gene Ontology annotation, molecular function: hormone activity. Gene Ontology annotation, cellular component: extracellular region. Lineage: Eukaryota; Metazoa; Chordata; Actinopteri; Cypriniformes; Cyprinidae.
CUAGCCCCGCCAUACGUGCUGCGCGAACUUCGAAUGGACGCACGGAGCUGCCGUCUCUCCGGUGACUGUGAUUGGUCAGCACCUGCUCACCUCCUUCAUCCAAACUGACACGAGUUGGAGGAAAUAUAGGCAGCAUCCAUCCCCCCGAUCCUCACUACGCGUCUGCGCUGCUCCCUCCGCCGCGUGCGCUUCAUUCUCUCACGGUAAUGCCACAGUGAUCCGACAAUACUCGCAGUUUUAGACAGCGUUAUCAUCACCGUCACGAGACAUGCGUGUGCCACUGACUAUAGGAGUGUUUAUAUUGUUUUUGGCGGUGCGGCGAACACACGCGACUGAUUCCAGCGGCGCUCAUGACACCUCGCAAGAGAAAUCACUGAACAUCCAGAAGAGAAGACUCUCUCUGCAGAACACAGCGGAGAUUCAGCAGUGUCUGGUGAAUGCAGGUGAUGUGGGCUGUGGGAUGUUUGAGUGCUUCAACAACAACUCCUGCGAAAUCCGUGGACUACACGACAUCUGCAUGACGUUCCUCCACAACGCUGGCAAAUUUGACUCCCAGGGAAAAUCGUUCAUCAAAGAUGCCCUCAAAUGCAUGGCCCAUGGACUUCGCCACAAGUUCAGCUGCGUCAGCCGCAAGUGUCUGGCCGUGAAAGAGAUGGUGUUCCAGCUGCAGCGAGAGUGCUACGUCAAACACAACCUCUGCUCUGCCGUGAGGGAGAACGUCAAUGUCAUGGUGGAGAUGAUCCACUUCAAGGACCUGUUUCCUAAAGGGCCCCACGUGGAGUUAGUGAACAUCCUGCUGGGAUGCGGCGAGGAGGUGCGCGUCGCCAUCGCCCGCCGAAUACGAACUCAGUGCGAGCAGAACUGGGGAGCUCUGUGCGGGAGUCUGAGUCUCUGUGCCCUCGGAAAAACGGAGAACCAGGCCGGUUCCACCCUCGCCCCCGUCCCAGACAUCACCACCCCACCGGGAGCCAGCGGCAACUCCCUCCCUCCCGCCAGCCCGCAUCUCCCCGAGGCCGAUGGCGAAACGGUCUGGACGCUCACAGAAGAUGAAAAUCAGUCCUCAGGUCCUCAAGACAACGCCUCCGAUACCGAAAAAGAGCUAAAGAGGUCUCUGAAUGCCACCAAGAGGAGGUGAAGGGAAGCGGGUUCUCAGUGCCUUCAGCCCACACGUCCAGAAAGGCUCAAGGACAAAUAAGCUGCGGUCUCCAGUGCUCCUGUAAGAGCACCAGCGACGACAGGGUAUUUCAAUGUGACGUUACAUUUAGAGCUCAUUGUGUUGGUUUUUGUAGGUCAUUCUGUGAGAACACGGACUGGUACGAUAUUCGAUAGGAGUCUCAACAAUUUCGCAAUGUUUCAGUGGCGUUUCACCCUUCGUAGAUGUGUUUGUAGAUUGUGGACUAAGUGCAUUCCUCAGACUGCAGACUCUCCAGAAUGCUUAAAGGGAGUCCGACAGGCUGCAAUUCUGAAUAGCAUUAUUACAAAAACCGGGCCUUGUGUUUUGUGAUGACAUCAUUCCAUCUGCUCAGUACUCGUCUGCGUUGAAGAAAGGCCGUUUGGGUGAACAUCACGGAAACAUGCCCGGGUCACAUUUCACCCCAAAAGAAAAUGUAAAAAAAAUUACACUACUGUUCCAAAGUAAGAGGUCAAUCACUUUCUUUAAGAAAUGAACACUUAUUCUGUAAGGUGCUGAUAUAGCGUUAGAAUUUAAAUUUCGAAUUACAUUUCUGAUAAAUGCUGCUCUUUUGAACUUUCCAGUCAUCGAAGAGUGCUAAAAAUGUAUCAUGGUUUCCACAAAAAUAAUAAGCACAAUAAGAAUGAACGUCGUCAUUAUUUCGUUGAAAUAGCAUUUUAAUUUUUGCAACAUUUCAAAUGUCGCCAUUGAUCUCGUUAUUGCUGAAUACAUAAUUUCUUUUUAAUUGUAAAGUUUCCAAUGGUGUCGAGCGUCACUAAGAAAUCUUCCUUGAGUAGAAAAUUAAGCAGCAUUUAUUAUAAUUUUCUUUUAAUCUUGCGACUCCGAAGACUUGAGUAAUUUGGCUUUUCCAUCACAAAAAUACAUUAUAUUCUAAAAUAUAUUAAUAAUAAUAAUUUUUAAAUAUUUUACAUUAUUAUUUUUUUACUCUAGUUUUGAAUAUUCAGGACCAUUAAAUGUUUUGAACUGUGGCAUUAUUAUUAUCAUGGCAUUAAAACACGCUGUAAAUCUCUAACAUUAAGUCAGUACAAAAAAAUCCAGUGAUUUAAAUCUACUCUCCUUUAAUCGGUUUCGUUUGAUUUGGGGUGAAAUACGGACCUGGACGUGUUACUGACGGGUUUGGUGACUGUUUUUGAACACAGGUAAAGCCUCAGCAGCAGAUAUAAGCUCUUAUAUGCCACGUGCUUCAUGCAGUACACUCAGGUGUGUUCACUGCAGCGUUGCAACGCGACAUAUCUAAUAUGUAAUAUCAGAUUUCAUAUUUUUCUUGCUUCGAAUUUAGAAUAGACAUUUUUCAUACACAACAAAAACCUAUGCCUUUCUUGAUAGAUCGCAGUUACAUACACAAACAUUUUAAAAUAUGACACAAUAUGCAGAUCUUUGAUUUUGGACCUACCUCAUCUCUGUAACAUGCACCUGUACUGAAAUACUGUAUAAUAUAUUUCAUAAAACAUGUUAGAAUGUGUCCCAUAUUUUCACAAGACAAUGCCUAGACUCACUCCCCUCUGUUUUAGCGCGUUUCUUGUAGAUAUUUUACGUUAUUAUUUUUUUUAUUUAAACUAAUUUCUUCAAAUGUAUGCAUGAAGCGUAUCUUGCGGAUUUUCAGGACAGGUUCAUUUCAGCCACUAUAGAGUGCUGGUUAGUCAUUUUAUAUACAUGCUUGUACUAUUUAUUUUUUAUUUUAUUUUUGUUUUUGUUAACUAUUUACUUUUUUUAUUAUUUCAAAGUAAUCAGAUGUAUUCAUUGGAGGAAAAAAAGUUUUUUCCACAAUAAAUUAACCUUGUAUCCAAUUUUUGGCCCCGUGGAUUCAAAACAUACACAAAUCGAACAGCUUCUGAAAAGGUCAUAAAGAAAAUAUACUGCCAUGAAACCAAGUGCGGCAUGACCACGUUGUUUGUUUUGUGCAACACACACACACACACACAGGAUCAUUUCAACAUACUGCUGUAUCACAGCAAAACGUAAGAGCAAAGACUUCUACUGCAACAGAAGAAAAGCUUGGUGUAAUUAAUAUAAGAUACAUUUUAGGCCUGCAUUGUUGGAAUAAAAUCUGCAUAAUUAAAAUGUUGUUUCUGAAAGAAGUCUUAUUAAUCUGAAAUAUUAUUGCAAUUUAAAAUGAAUGUGUUUUGUUUUAAUGUCAUUUAUCCCUGUGAUGCAAAGCUGAAUCUCCAGUGUCACAUGAUCCUCGAGAAAUCGUUGCAAUAUGUCGACUGUUAUUUUCGGGACUUCUUUCAAAAACAUUCAAAAUCAUUCCAAACUUUCGAGCGGUUUUAUAAAUGAAUAAGGGACAAAACUGAUAAAGUUCUUCAUGAAGUCACACACUUUUUCGACUAAGGGUGAAACAGAGAUGCUGCACCCCCUAGUGGCUGAUUCCACUGAAGAACAUGAGACUGCUCCAGACUAAAUCACGCUUUGAGAUUUUUAAUAUAGAAAAACAAUUCAUGUUGUAGAGCUUCCGCAAUCCGCAGAGUCAGAAGUGUAAAGGAACAUUAUGUUUUUAAUCUCAUAUAUUCUCAUCAAUUAAGGCUGAACUGUUGCUCAGCUGUUUUUUUGCUGCUUAAUAUUUAACCAUGAUACACUACCAUUAUUAUUAUUUAUUUUUUAUUAAUUUACAAAUGAUGUAUAUACUGUCAGUUUUCAUUGAAAGAAAAAAUGUGUGUGUGUGUAUAUAUAUAUAUAUAUAUAUAUAUAU